AUGGACGCUCACAAAAUCAGUAAAAUCCGUACCGUCCACGCGGAUAAAAAUUUGGAAUACGACCAAAGGGGCAAAGGGAAGAAUCUAGUCAACACCCACACCACCAUCUUAGAAGUUACAAGUACACUCCUUCUUCAGCCACCACUUCCAAUAAAAAUUCCUUCUGAAUAUUCAGAGCUUCUACACAAUGUUUCAAUAGUGAUUUUUGCUGAGCUACUUGGCGAGUACACGGCUGCUCUCACCAAAAUCGUCGCCGGAAUUAUUCCCCGGCGUCCCGAUGACCGGAGAGAUUUACGCAUUGGUUGUCUCUCAUUGCCUCGUCCUUCCUCGUCGCCAGUUCCAGUCUUCUCCACUCAUCUCGUGGACUUCUGA
Thlaspi arvense is the source of this 372-nucleotide messenger RNA. The record is from the annotation of a GenBank genome assembly. Lineage: Eukaryota; Viridiplantae; Streptophyta; Magnoliopsida; Brassicales; Brassicaceae.